AUGCCAUUGACGCACCUAAUCCAAACUUUCCUUUUAGAAAAUUCGAAAUAUUAGAAAUGUUAGGAUAAGGAGCACAUUGAUCUGUUUAUUUAGUCAAAUCAAUAAAUUGGGGAAAUAAUAACAAUAAAUAAUAUGUUUUAAAAUAGUUAUAAAAUACUAAAAAUAAUGAAAUUUAAUUUAUUGAUUCACUUAUAUAGUAUCAGAAUCAAUAUGAAAAUCCAAAUAACAUAGAUUAAUAAAAUUACUAGCCAUCUGGAAUAAUUAGAAUUUAUGAAAGAUUUAAAUGGAACAACUAAGAUGUUUUUAUCAUG
Molecule: messenger RNA, 311 nt
Organism: Paramecium sonneborni
Lineage: Eukaryota; Ciliophora; Oligohymenophorea; Peniculida; Parameciidae
Source: the annotation of a GenBank genome assembly